Molecule: messenger RNA, 915 nt
Organism: Linnemannia hyalina
Lineage: Eukaryota; Fungi; Mortierellomycota; Mortierellomycetes; Mortierellales; Mortierellaceae
Source: the annotation of a GenBank genome assembly
AUGGUCAAAUAUUUAGUCUCCAUUACUGUCCUAGCAACGGUCCUUGCUACCGUUCAAGCCCAAUUAAAAGGUUACCCACCCAGCGAGAAGGUCCCUGAUGUCAAAUCAGCUCAGGUCAAGGCAUGGCUCAAGGAGGUUGAUCUCAGUGGUGCACCCAAGAUCCCCAUCGCUAAGGGAAUACCAGGAGAUGCUCCCAAGUGCAAUAAGCGUCAGCUUCCUAAUGAGUGCCACUGGACUUGCUUUGACUGUGCAGCCGACGACAUCACCGUCUGCCCACGUGCCAACACUUGGGGCUUGACUUUUGACGAUGGUCCUACAGCAGCCACACCUGCUUUGUUGGACUACCUCAAGUCUAAACAUCUUAAUGCGACCUUUUUCCUGAUCGGUUCCAACGUUGCUGCUCUCCCCAAGCAUGUCCAGCGCGAGGUUGCUGAGGGCCAUCAUUUGGCCUCUCACACCUGGUCACACACUGCGUUGACCACUCUCACUAACGAGCAGAUCGUUGCUGAGAUGAAGUGGACUGAAAAGGCCGUACUCGAAGCCACUGGCCUUCGUCUCAAGUACAUGCGCCCUCCCUUCGGAGACAUCAACAACCGCGUUCGUUACGUGUUGAAGAAGUUGGGAUAUCUUGUUGUAGACUGGACUGGUGAUGAAUUUGACACCAAUGACUGGGACCCAGAAUUGUCAGAUUCUAAAAAGAUUGCUUUGAUGACCAAGAGUUUGAACAAGUACGCAGCUGGCAAGAGAACUAAAGGGUUCUAUAUGCUGCAGCAUGAUCAAUCAGCAAGCACUGUGAAGUUGGCACCAAAGUUGUUACCAUUGGGAAUUGCAAGAAACAUUUCAUUUGGAAAUGUCCCAGUUUGCCAGGGUGAUAGUCAACCAUACCAGGCAGUUGUGAAAGCACCUGUUGUGUAG